Bursaphelenchus okinawaensis is the source of this 249-nucleotide messenger RNA. The record is from the annotation of a GenBank genome assembly. Lineage: Eukaryota; Metazoa; Nematoda; Chromadorea; Rhabditida; Aphelenchoididae.
AUGCCAAAUGUAAAACGAGUCGUCUAUUCAACGUGUUCUGUUUAUGAACAAGAGAAUGAAGGUGUUGUUCAAGAAGUGUUGGCCGAGGAUUGGGUGAAAGAGAAGUAUGAAUUAGUGGAUCCCAUGCCAUCUUGGAAAAGCAGAGGAAAGGACGGCUACGAGUUCAGUUCACUGUGCCUGAGGGCUGAUCCUAAGGUUGAUCUGACUACCGGAUUCUUCGUAGCUUUGUUUCAAAACAAGAAUGUGUAG